Messenger RNA from Xenia sp. Carnegie-2017, 1691 nucleotides. Its product is annotated as 52 kDa repressor of the inhibitor of the protein kinase-like. The record is from RefSeq and is a predicted model, not a curated record. Bases 201 to 1691 code for a protein of 496 amino acids. Lineage: Eukaryota; Metazoa; Cnidaria; Anthozoa; Malacalcyonacea; Xeniidae. Gene Ontology annotation, molecular function: protein dimerization activity. The transcript is spliced from 3 exons.
GCUUCCCUGGUUUGCCUUUGCGUGGCCACCGUGAUGAUGCUAAAUAUCAUCCAGAGGUUGGUCAGUAUUCUACCAGGGGUGUUGGAAAUUUUGUGGAGACACUAAAUUUUAAAGUUCUUUCAGGGAAUGGUGUUUUAAGGGAUCACUUAACAUCUUGUGGGAAAAAUAGAAGUUACAUCUCUAAGACCAGCCAGAAUAAAAUGAUCAAGUGCUUUGGAGAGGUUAUUACUGAACAGAUUGUCAACGACAUUAAGGUUAAUAGGUUCUUUUCUAUUAUAGCUGAUGAGGCUGCAGAUUCUUCCCAUAGAGAGCAAAUGGCUCUAAUUUUACGUUUUAUUGAUAAGAAUAUGGACAUAAGAGAGGAGUUCAUUGCCUUUCUUCAAUGUAAGUGGGGAUUGAGUGGAGAGAACCUUGCUAAAUUAAUUCUAGAUAAACUUAAAGACCUUGGCUUGCCAAUUGAAGACUGUCACGGACAAGGUUAUGAUGGUGCGGGUGCUGUUGCAGGUUGUGUUAAAGGUUUGGCUGCCCAAAUUUUGAAGCUCAACUCGAAAGCAUUAUAUACCCACUGUUAUAGUCAUAGGCUUAAUUUGUCAGUUUGUGAUUCUUUGUCAGAUAUUGAGGUUAAGAAAGUACUUAACAAAAUAAAAGAUGUGACAAAUUUUAUCAAUAUUUCUCAAACACGCAAUAUACCGUUUGAGGAGACUGUACGCAAUAGUUUAGAAACGGACUCAAAAAAGACUAGAUUGCCAGAUGUUUGUAGAACCAGAUGGGUAGAACGAGUUAAAGGUUUAGACACUUUCGAAGAAUUGUUUGUUCAAAUUUUGACACACUGGAUAACAUGGCAAAGGUGCCAGUCCCUCUCGCUGCUGAUGCAUCCUCUUUGCUUGAAGAAAUGUUUUGAUCUAACGCUUCCUGUUACUCAGCUUUUGCAAGGAAAGAGUAUUGAUGUUAUGGACGGGAUUGAGUUGAUCUCUUCUUUGAAAAGCAGUGUUGCACAUGUGAGGAAUUCUAUUGAUUCAUAUCAUGAUCAAUGGUACGACAUUGCUUUGACGUUAGCGGCAAAGGUUGGGGUAGAAGAACGUAAACGUAGGACAAUUGGAAGGCAAACUACAAGGCCUAACGCUCCUUAUCGUUCUAUCUCGGAGUAUUACAAACGAAUCUAUACGAUUCCUUUAAUUGACCAUCUUCUCUCGUCUUUGGAUGCGCGAUUUGACACGGAAAGUGUAAAUGUUUAUCAAGGACUAAGUAUUGUUCCAACAAAAAUGUUUUCUCUUAUAAAAAAUGGGAUUGACUGGAGACAUAAAUUUAAGAUUGUUUCAAAAUUUUAUGUUGCUGAUUUACCCAAUCAGUUAGGUUUAGAUGCAGAGUUGUUAUUAUGGCAAUCCUUCUGGGAACAUCGUAAAGGUCCUUAUCCAUGUAAUGUAGCUACAACUUUAAAAGCUAUGAAUUUUGAUGGUUUUCAAAACAUAAAGGUCAUACUUCAAAUAUUAGGAGCCCUUCCCAUAACUUCAUGCGAAUGUGAACGUUCGAUUUCAGCGCUGCGAAUUCUUAAAGAUUAUAAGCGGAGUACUAUGGUUGAGGAACGGUUAAAUGGUCUUGCUCUAAUGAAAAUUCAUCAGGAAAUUCUUCCAGAUGUGCAACUCGUAAUUGAUAAAUUUUCUGUUGGCAACACUAGAUUUAAAUUUAAUUGA